CCCUCCACUACCACUUGUACGCAACUGGCUCCGCGAGUACUAAAUCUUAAUAAUAAUAAUCUAUGAUAUAUUAUAGUCACGGCCCACGAGAUUCACACUGACUUGUUAAAAUGGAACUAAAGCGAUCUAGACUGCCGAUGACUUGGACUUUGAGACCAGUGUUGCCGGAGAAUGUAACAACUGACAGUAUUACCACAGUGAAUGUGUUUGUAGACACUAUUAUUAAUCGAACCUCAACCAGCCAAAUUGUUAAGAAUCUUGGACAACUGUCUGUGAUAAAUUCUUUGACUCAUCUUAAACGCGUUAAAAAUCAAACAAUCAUACUAAUGUUAGCCAACGAUUUGGAUCCAGACGAGUGUGUGGCAGAGUUGGAAAACAAAGGAUUUAACUUUGCUGGCCUAUCAGGUCGACCUGAGAUCAUUCCAGUCCCAGCUUACAUGCCAAAAACAUGUAGCCAGAACCUACAAGCUCGUAAGCUGUGGCCAUGCAACUUUCAUCCAGACAAACGACUAGAGUCAAUAUUGCGUGGUGAUUUUUUUAACCAACUUGAACUUGCUACUAUUGAUGGAUACAUGAAGACGGCGUUGGCAUGUGCGACUGGUGGAGUAGGUGCUGUGGUGGUUGAUCCUUUGAACGAUUUAAUAGUAGCGCAAAGUGGUGAUUUCCGUACCGAACACCCUGUAAAGCAUGCAAUCAUGUGUGUGGUAGAUAAAGUGGCCAAGGCUCAAGGAGGUGGCGCGUGGAACUCCUCGUCUAUCAUAGCUACAACAUCUAGGGUCAAUGAUGACAAAACUGGGCCAUACUUAUGCACAGGAUACGAUGUGUAUGUAACCAAAGAACCAUGUGUGAUGUGUGCUAUGGCAUUGGUGCACAGCAGAGCGAGAAGAGUUUUCUAUGGAUUUGAGGAUGACAGCGGACUCGGAGGCUUGGGUGGAUCAGUCAGCAUACAUCUUCUUAAAGGAAUAAACCAUCGAUUUGAGGUUUUUGCUGGUGUUUUAGAAGAAGAAUGCAGAACUGCAGCACUGGUUUUGCAUACCGACAAUAUUGUUCAGAACAUAAAACACACUGAGUAAAUUGUUGAAUACUAAAAUCUACAUAGAUAAUAAAUUGACACAUAAUAUGUAUUAUGUUUAAAUGGUUGUCUUAAAUAUUGUUAAUUGUUAGCAUUUAUUACCAAUGUAUUUAGUUUGUUGGUACCUAACUACCUAUCCAAUAUCCAAUUUAAUGACAAAUUAAAAGCUAUACAACUAGGUAUAUCAUAAUAUCCGGUAUCUAUUGAUAUUAUACUACUGCAUAGCAUUGAACAA
Molecule: messenger RNA, 1307 nt
Organism: Metopolophium dirhodum (rose-grain aphid)
Lineage: Eukaryota; Metazoa; Arthropoda; Insecta; Hemiptera; Aphididae
Product: probable inactive tRNA-specific adenosine deaminase-like protein 3
Exons: 2
Coding region: 111-1073 (320 amino acids)
Cellular component (GO): nucleus; cytoplasm
Molecular function (GO): tRNA-specific adenosine-34 deaminase activity
Source: RefSeq, a predicted model, not a curated record